Messenger RNA from Paramecium octaurelia, 1053 nucleotides. NCBI's taxonomy places the organism in Eukaryota, Ciliophora, Oligohymenophorea, Peniculida, Parameciidae. The record is from the annotation of a GenBank genome assembly.
AUGCAGAGUUUUCAAUCCGAUCUUAAAUAUAUACGUGAGGCACUCAAUCUAUUAAUUGAUAAGCUCUUACCUUACAUAGAGCAGAAGCAAAUUCUCUAAUUUUGCAAAGUAUUGAAGAAUAAAAUAGCCGAUGAUAAAGUAACACCAUUUUCUAUAUACAUGGAAACUUAAAAAAAUUUCGAAGGAAGUCAAACCAAGCCUGUCAGAUUGAACAGUACGUCUGAUGAGAAGUUUACGAACUCAGUUCUAAGUAAACUAAAAUUGGCAUAGACUGAAUUCAAGAAUAAUACUCAGCAAUUUGCAUCUAUUUAUAAUUCAGUGAAAGAGAAUGUUGAAUCUGUUUAUGUUACAAGUUAAGAGCUACAAAUAAUGAUGAAUGAGAAGCAAAUAUAGAUGUAAAACAAGGCAGAACAAAGAUAAGAUUAAAUUCGAAGAGUCUCAAUUUAUAGCAAAUAAAACAAGCAAAAAACAGAUACUGAUGUUCAAGAAGAAAAGCCAAAAGAAUAUAAAAUAGAAAUAAAAUCAGUGGAUAAAAACGUGAUCAAAUCUGAUAACAAAAUUGGCUCUAAAAACGACCUAAAAUUGGAAACCAAGGGUGAUAUUAAUACAGACUUUAAAUAUUCUUUCGAAGGCUCUAGGAGGGAUUUAUUUUCUACUUAGGAGUAAAUCCCUAAUCAAAGGAUUACUCCAACAAACUAAUAGUAAGGUUAAAUUAAAGUUGAGAAACCCUUAACUUAAUAAUCUCCAUUAUGCUAUUAAUAACUCAAACCUUAAAACAUCGUCUAAACACCAAACAAUUAUCCCAAAACUUCCCCUAAUUCAUAUACUUAAUUACCUCUAUAAAAAAAUUCUCAAACAACUCCUUUCACUUAUGUUCAAUAAUCAUCAUUAGGAUAAAUUAUGUAUACUCAAAGUGAUUAAAAAUAAACUUCUCAAAUGGGAUCUUAUGUUCCAAAUUAUGAUUUAUUGGCUAGAGUAGACUAAUUGCUUUAAAAGACCAAAAUCGGUACUUAAGCUUAGAAUAACAUUCCUUGCUUAACAAAUAGAAUAUGA